CCCAGGAGAAGAAAUACAAGAGUUUGUGGGAGAGUGACUCAGUUCUCAGGUUGUCUGGGUGAUAGUGAGUAGGAAUAGUGAAGAUGGCCUCCCAAGUGUAUCAGAGCUACCACAAAGACUGUGAGGAUGCUGUUAACAAGCAGAUCAACCUGGAGCUCUAUUCUUCUUCUGUUUACCUCUCCAUGUUCUCUUACUUUGACCGGGAUGAUGUUGCCCUGCGUCGCUUUGCUGAGUUCUUCAAAGGGGAGUCCCAUGAGGAACGGGAACGUGCUGAGAAACUGAUGGCAUUCCAUAAUAAACGUGGAGGCAGAGUACUCCUGCAGGAUGUCAAGAAGCCAGAGCAGGAUGAGUGGGGCAAUGGUCUGGAGGCAAUGCAGAGAGCUCUGCAGAUGGAGAAGGAUGUGAACCAGAGUCUGCUGGAUCUGCACAAACUCGCCUCUGACCACACGGACCCUCAUCUGUGUGACUUCCUGGAGAGGCACUACUUGGAUGAGCAAGUGAAGAUGAUCAAGAAGCUGGGAGAUCACAUCACCAACCUGAAGAGACUGGGAGCCCCUGAGAAUGGCAUGGGAGAGUACCUGUUUGACAGGCUCACCCUGGGGGAAGAGUGACUGAACUGAAUGCAGGGAGCAAGCUUGUUGCCAUGUGUCUAAAUGGGAGACCUGUGGAGACUUCUCCUUUUGUAGAAGCAGCUCAUUGUCCUGUCCCAAGUGUAAAUAAACUGCUCCAUAUUGGA
Molecule: messenger RNA, 736 nt
Organism: Rhincodon typus (whale shark)
Lineage: Eukaryota; Metazoa; Chordata; Chondrichthyes; Orectolobiformes; Rhincodontidae
Product: ferritin, heavy subunit-like
Exons: 4
Coding region: 84-611 (175 amino acids)
Biological process (GO): intracellular iron ion homeostasis; iron ion transport
Cellular component (GO): cytoplasm
Molecular function (GO): ferrous iron binding; ferric iron binding
Source: RefSeq, a predicted model, not a curated record